GGGCGAGUUGGGCUUGGAUGGUAGGAAGUGGGAAACAUUCGCGUGAUAAGUCGUCGAUGCCUGGUCCACGCUUUUUGAAAUGACCCAGGACCUCUCCACUUCGGCCACGCCUUUCUUGUCGACUUCAACGACAGGCUGGUCUAGGGCGUCCGGUGUUCAGGCCACUGUCAUCUCCAUGGUGCUCUGGACGGUGCUAUCGAGAGCGCUGUCGAAUUUGGACGAAACUCGUAGGAAGAUGGAUGGAGUUGCUAGGAACUGUGGGCGCUGUCGGACUACCAUCGGCGGUAUUUUGCGUAUCUGACGCUAGGGAAACCAUUCCUGGGGCGGCAGCCAGACCGCGACGGAACCGCCGGGCUCAACUCAUACCUAUCUUGUCGUCGCUGUGGGGGGUCCGCGGAAUGAGAAAAGCAUGGCGACUAGAUUGGUUGGUUUGACGGCGUCGUUUGGAUGUUUCAGAGGGUUGGGCGGAAAACGCGGGACGCAAACGGAGGUAGUGGUGUGUGCCCGACGGGCCGAGUCUUGCAGCUGGUCUCGGGCGUCGUUCAUCAUUCGUCGAGAAGGUGUCGUUGCGCGGGGAGCUA
Messenger RNA from Parathielavia appendiculata, 581 nucleotides. RefSeq lists its product as uncharacterized. The record is from RefSeq and is a predicted model, not a curated record. Bases 80 to 301 code for a protein of 73 amino acids. NCBI's taxonomy places the organism in Eukaryota, Fungi, Ascomycota, Sordariomycetes, Sordariales, Chaetomiaceae. The transcript is spliced from 2 exons.